This is a messenger RNA of Nicotiana attenuata, 1599 nucleotides long. RefSeq lists its product as uncharacterized. Lineage: Eukaryota; Viridiplantae; Streptophyta; Magnoliopsida; Solanales; Solanaceae. The record is from RefSeq and is a predicted model, not a curated record. The transcript is spliced from 7 exons. The coding region runs from base 197 to 1285 and encodes 362 amino acids.
CCCGAAACAGUGGGCUAAUUUACGAUAUUAAGCAGUUAAACGAAAAUCUGAUAUCCGUAAUUCUAUAUUUUCCCAUCCAAAUAUCUUAAAGUGGAAAGGAUCCUCCUCAAUAUAGCGGAUUAAUUCCUUCUGAUCCCACUCAAUUUUCCUGUAACAUUUUGUUAAACACUAGUUUCCCCAGGCCUAGAAGCUGAAAAUGCAGGGAGGAAGAGACCCAUUUUCCAAUUUUGGUGGCCCUUUUGGUAGUUUUAGUGGUUUUGGUGGAUUCGGAGGUCAGAGGAGUUUAGUAUCUAGUUUUUUUGGUGGCAGGGACCCAUUUGAUGAUCCUUUUUUCACCCGCCCAUUUGGAGGCAUAUUUGAAUCAUCCCCUUUUGGUCCUGGCGGAGGCCCUUUCAUGGGCUCGCAGUCAUCCCCUUUUGGUUCUAUCGGAGGCCCGUUCAUGGACUCGCACAUGACUGGAUUUCUAGAACAACAGCCGUCUGUCCCCUACCAGCAGCCUAGGUCUAGGGGUCCAGUUAUUGAGGAGUUGGACUCUGAUGAUGAGAAAGAGGAAAAGGAAAUUGCAAAAGAGAAGAAACAGAACACGAGAAAGCAUGCUAGGGCAAGCACUGAGCCUUCUGUUGAAUAUCCAGAUGAUGAAGCUGGAGAGAGAAAGAGUAAGCAAAUGGUAUUCCAGAAUGAUAUCCAGAGAAUAAAUAAUGAACAGCAGCCUCAAGUUCGUAGCUUUAGCUUUCAGAGUUCCACUGUGUCUUAUGGUGGUGCAAAUGGGACCUAUUAUACUUCUUCCAAAACCAGGAGGACCGGAAGUGAUGGACUGACAUUUGAGGAAAGUAAAGAAGCCAAUUCAGCUACUGGUCGAGCAAGUCACAGGGUCUCAAGGGGAAUCCAGAAUAAGGGUCAUUCUGUGUUGCGGAAACUCGACUCAGAUGGUAGGGUGGACACAAUGCAGACAUUGCACAACCUUAAUGAAAAUGAACUUGCUGGAUUUGAACAAGCCUGGAAAGGAAAAGCUAGAAAUCAGCUACCUGUCAUGUAUGGGGGGCUUAAUAUACAAGGUGAUACUGGCUCUGGGAGCACUGCUCAGAAUGGUGCAUAUAAGGGUGGAUGGGCACUUCCUUCGACGGAGAGAUCACAUCAUUCAGGGAACUUCGGACCAGAAGUGGAGAAUGCAGCUGGUCCAUCCCAUCCAAUGCAUUCACGGAAGCUGAAAACAGAUGCUGGGAACGUGAUGGGUUCUUCUAGGGUCACUACUGGUAGUAAUCUGGAGAAAGCUAAGAAACGUUGAAGGAUUCGAUUUGCCCCAAAAAAUUUGGGUGCUGCUUCACAAUGUCAAGUCAUGUAUAGCGACUUGUAUUUUGCUAUUCUGCCUUCUUUUUCAGGAGGCGGCACAUCUAUGCACCCUAAUCGUUCUCAUCAUCUAGUGCUGUAGUAGCAGACUUGUCUAGCUGUUGUAAUGUCUGGCCAGUCCCACUGGAUGGUAUAAGAGAUUUGUCAGGGAUUUUGAUCAUGAUCACCUGAUAUUAGUAGCUUAUAGUUUUGAUCGAUGGGGACCCUGUUGAAUACGUUUGCAGCUUUAUAAAUAUAGUAUAUUUCUGCUUA